Molecule: messenger RNA, 918 nt
Organism: Centropristis striata (black sea bass)
Lineage: Eukaryota; Metazoa; Chordata; Actinopteri; Perciformes; Serranidae
Product: olfactory receptor 6N2-like
Exons: 1
Coding region: 1-918 (305 amino acids)
Biological process (GO): G protein-coupled receptor signaling pathway
Cellular component (GO): membrane
Molecular function (GO): olfactory receptor activity; G protein-coupled receptor activity
Source: RefSeq, a predicted model, not a curated record
AUGGAAAACAGCACUGUUUCAUUCUACUUUAACCUCACCAUGUUUGUGAACAUUGGUCACUACUGCUAUACAGCCUUUCUUUUUUGCCUACUGCUCUACAGCUUCAUCCUGUCUGCAAAUCUUGUCAUAAUACUGGUGAUAUUUAGAGAGAGAACACUGCACAAGCCCAUGUAUAUCUUCAUUGCAUGUUUAUCUGUCAACUCUCUGUGUGGUUCUACUGGUUUCUUCCCCAGAUUCCUCAUGGACCUCCUCUCUGAUGAUCACACCAUCUCACAUGUUGCUUGUUUCAUUCAGAUCUAUAUUAUUUACUCUUAUGGUUCCUAUGAACUAACCAUUCUUGGCAGUAUGGCAUAUGAUAGAUACGUUGCUGUAUGUCAUCCUCUACACUAUCACAGAAAGAUUACCUCCAAAGCAGUUUUAAAGUUGGCUGCACUGGCUUGGAUUUUUCCAACCAUCAGCCUCUCAUCAUGCCUUUAUUUGUCUGCCUGGCUUCCUUUAUGUGGUAACGAGAUACAAAAAUUGUUUUGCGCCAACUGGAAUAUUGUAAAAUUAGCAUGUGUUAACACUGUUGUCAACAAUGUUGUCGGUAUGCUUGCGACCAUCACUACAAUUUUCCUUCCCCUUUUUUUUGUCCUGUAUACCUAUGUGAGAAUUGUGGCUGUUUGUUGGAAAAGCUCAGCAGAAUUCAGAGGGAAAGUAUUACAGAGCUGUAUGCCACAUGUGGUAUCAUUUGUGAUUUAUUCUAUCACAGCUUUUUGUGAUAUUGCUUUGAGUCGGAUUGAUCUUGAAGAGAUUAAUCCAUUUGUGGCUGUUAUUAUGUCAGUGGAGUUUGUUGUCAUUCCUCCGCUUCUAAAUCCUCUUGUAUAUGGCCUUAAAUUACCAGAAAUUAGGAAACACAUUUUAAUGAUGUUCUCUUGA